This is a messenger RNA of Penicillium roqueforti, 1287 nucleotides long. RefSeq names its product putative L-serine dehydratase. Bases 1 to 1287 code for a protein of 428 amino acids. Gene Ontology annotation, biological process: L-threonine catabolic process; L-serine catabolic process. The transcript has a single exon. The record is from RefSeq and is a predicted model, not a curated record. Gene Ontology annotation, molecular function: L-serine ammonia-lyase activity; pyridoxal phosphate binding; threonine deaminase activity. Lineage: Eukaryota; Fungi; Ascomycota; Eurotiomycetes; Eurotiales; Aspergillaceae.
AUGGGGAGCAUCGACAUUUCCGCCUAUGGUCAGCUGCAGUUCAAGACGCCAUGGAUUGAGACACCACUGGUCGAGUCUGCAUGCCUUUCUCGAGCAGCUGGUUGUAGGAUCUUCUUAAAGUUAGAGAACGUGCAGCCAAGUGGCUCCUUCAAGUCCCGUGCUAUGGGCAACCAAAUCCUUUCUCACCUUCGCAACCCAGAGAACGUGGGCCGCAGAGUCCAUUUCUACGCCUCGUCCGGAGGAAACGCCGGACUGGCAGCCGUCUGUGCAGCCCGGAGCCUGGGCUACCCAUGCACUGUCGUGGUUCCCAUGGGCACAAAUCCCUUGAUGCUUGACAAGAUCCGGGCGGCAGGUGCAGCAGACGUCAUCCGGCAUGGCGAGACAUUUUCAGAAGCAGGAGAAUACAUGCGGGAAACUAUCAUGAAGACAAGCAGCGGGAAUGACCAGGAUGUGAUCAAAAUCGCCCUCCACCCCUUCGACAACCAGCCUAUCUGGGAAGGAAACGGCACCAUCAUCGACGAGCUCGAGACCCAGCUUCCUCCCGCCACCACCCCCGAAGACAAAAAAGCCUACAAUGACCGGGCCCUCCCUUUAGACGCCAUCCUCUGCAGCGUCGGCGGUGGCGGCCUUCUCAAUGGACUCGUCAUGGGCAUCGAAAAGCGACGACAGAAGAAGCAAAUUACCUCAUAUUCCUCACCCACACCAAACCCCAUUCAUCUCCUCGCCAUUGAAACGGCCGGCACCGAUUCACUGGCAGCAGCCAUCGCCAAUAAAUCCCUCAUCUCCCUCCCAAGGAUCACAUCCCAGGCCACUUCUCUCGGUGCUGUCCGCGUCUCGGAAACAACUUUCCAGUACGCCGUGUCCCCGCCCCCAGGCAUCAAGGUGCACAGCGCCGUGCUCUCAGAUGCAGACGCCGCCCGCGGCGUGCUCCGCCUCGCCAACGAUGAACGACUCCUCGUCGAGCUUGCGUGCGGUGUCUGUAUCGAAGCGGCCAUCGGCGAUGCUGCUACUGCUGUUCCUACAUCGAAGUGGAAGAGGGGCUUGGAUGAGACUGAUAUUACUUACCGCGAUGAGGGCUAUGGGGAUGACCGGUCGACCUCGACGGACAAUGAGACAGACCAGGAGGUUGAGCCAGAAGUCGGCGAGAAACUGAAUUCGAAGCUUAAGCAACUUGUUCCUGAUCUCAACUCGCAGAGUAGAAUUGUCAUCAUUGUCUGCGGCGGUAGCAACGUCACUAUCGAUAUGGCUAGUGAAUGGCGCAAGAUGUUGGAUGAGGGAUGGGCUUGA